Molecule: messenger RNA, 938 nt
Organism: Vidua macroura (Pin-tailed whydah)
Lineage: Eukaryota; Metazoa; Chordata; Aves; Passeriformes; Viduidae
Gene: SPCS3
Product: signal peptidase complex subunit 3
Exons: 5
Coding region: 85-627 (180 amino acids)
Biological process (GO): protein targeting to ER
Cellular component (GO): membrane; signal peptidase complex
Source: RefSeq, a predicted model, not a curated record
CCCGCCGCCGCCCGCUUCCUGCCGCGUCCGCGCGCCCGCCCCGCCCGAGCAGCGGCCGCAGCCCCGGCCGGGCCCAGCGGGGAGAUGAACACGGUGCUGUCCCGGGCCAACUCGCUCUUCGCCUUCUCGCUGAGCGUGAUGGCGGCGCUCACCUUCGGCUGCUUCAUCACCACCGCCUUCAAGGAGCGCAGUGUGCCCGUCCGCAUCGCCGUCUCCCGGGUCACGCUAAAAAAUGUAGAAGAUUUCACUGGACCUAGAGAAAGAAGUGAUCUGGGAUUCGUCACAUUUGAUAUUACUGCAGAUCUGCAGAGUAUAUUUGAUUGGAAUGUUAAACAAUUGUUUCUAUAUUUGUCUGCAGAAUAUUCAACGAAAAACAAUGCCCUAAAUCAGGUGGUCCUUUGGGACAAGAUCAUGUUGAGAGGAGAUAACCCGAGGCUGUCCUUAAAAGACAUGAAGUCAAAAUACUUUUUCUUUGAUGAUGGAAAUGGUCUCAAGGGAAACAGGAAUAUCACCUUGACUCUCUCCUGGAAUGUUGUACCAAAUGCUGGCAUUCUACCUCUUGUAACAGGAUCAGGACAUGUGUCUGUACCUUUCCCAGAUACCUAUGAAACAACAAAAAGUUAUUAAAUUAUAGUACUGAAUCAUAAGCAAAAUAUUUUUAUACUUGUAUAUUGUGGAUACAUUUUAUGGCAGUUUCUUCUUGCAUCCCAUGCAACUUUUCACUGAAUGAAACUUAAUUUCCUCAGGAUAGUAGCAUAGGAAAAGGAAAUGAAAAUUCAGGGUUUUUUUUUUUUUUCAGUAAAACAUUGAAGCUGAAACUUAAGGGAAAGGUAAAUUGCAGAGUAAUGGUUUUGAGGGGGGAAACAGAGGAUUUUUUUUUUCUUGGCCAUUUAAGUAUAGAUCUCCUUUUCUUUUAAAUAAAUAUUUUUAAACCAGAA